GGACCAGCGACGGGAGCACCCGGCUUCUGAGGGAAACCUCAGUUCCUUAGAGAAAGUGAAAGCAAACAGGAGAAGCAAUAGUGUUCUCUCCCAGAGUCCAGGGUUUCGGUCACAUGAUUUCCGGAGCAGGACAGGAUGGGGAGGAACUCUGAGCUGGAUGCAGGCAGCCCACCCUCAGGGACACAGGCUGCAGGGCAGGAGAGACAGCUGGCGCUCUCAGCUGGCCGGAGCCUGAGCUGUCCCUGCAGCAGAAGGCUCUGGCCUCACAGCGGAUUGGACCUCAGCCUGCCUCAGGCAGCAGCUCUUAUUUUGGGCGUUCAUGGCCUGGUGCACAGCUGAAAAUCACACAGGGAUUCCCACACACAGAGGCGAGAAUAAGCACAGGAGGGAUGCUGAGGCCGGGCUAGAGGUCCUCCCUGCUCCUCACUCUGGGUCUCCUCUCUGUGCCUCCUCUUCCCCCACCCCUUCUUCCUCCUCUUCACCCCUGACUCAGUCCUGCUCCUGGAAGGGAGGAGGUGGUCGUUAUGCGGAAGGAGCGGAGUUCACCUGGCCCAGCCGUGUCCUGUACUUCAUCAUGAACUCCCUGUCGGAAGCUAAUGACGCCUUUGCCAUCCGCCUUUUAAAGGUUCUCGGUCAGAAGUACCCUGCGUGCAAUGUCUUCUACUCUCCCUUGAGCCUCUCCUCGUCCUUGGCCAGAGCCCUGCUGGGGGCCAAGGGUAAAACGGCGGCGGAGAUCAUUCAGGCGCUGGCGUUAAACACCGAGGACGACAUUCACCAGGGCUUCCAGUCGCUGCUCACCCAAGUGCACAAAUCAGGCGCUCCAUUCACCUUCAACAUAGCCAAGAGGCUCUAUGCAGACCAGAGCUGCAUCUUCCUCCCAUCAUUUAAGGAGUCCUGUCCGAAGUUCUACGAAACUGAGCUGGAGCAGCUGUCCUUUAUCAAGGAAACAGAGAGGUCCAGGAAACACAUCAAUGCUUGGGUGUCCACAAAAACGGAAGAGUUGUUACCACAGAAGGCAGUUGACGUGGGCACCAGGCUCGUUCUUGUUAAUGCUGUGUACUUCAAAGGAAGGUGGGACAAACAGUUUCAGAAGUCACGCACAAAGAAAACGCCUUUCAAAAUUAACCAGAUGAAGCAGAAGCGGACGCAGAUGAUGUUCCAGGAAGGCACAUUUCCUUGGGCCCACGUGAGCGAGGUGCAGGCCCAGGUGCUGGAGCUGCCCUAUGCGGGCCAGGAGCUGAGCAUGAUCCUGCUGCUCCCGGACAAAGGCGUGGACCUCAGCACGGUGGAAAAAGCCUUCACUUUUGAUAAAUUCCGGACCUGGACCAGUCCAGAGCACAUGAAGAAGACCAAAAUGGAAGUUUACCUUCCAAAAUUUAAACUGCAAGGGGAUUACAACAUGCGAUAUGAGCUGCAGGAUGUGGGUUUGGUGGAUCUCUUUGAUUGCCAACAACCGGAUCUCUCUGGGAUGUUUUGGAGGUUUCCCCACGGUGACCAGUGCCUGUCACUGCUCCAGCACAAGACUGUGCUGGAGGUCAGUGAGGAAGGCACGGAGGCGACAGCAUCAGCUUGUGAGAUUGAAGGGAGUUGCGCGAGGAGUUUGCCGGUGUUCCGUGCUGACCACCCCUUCCUGUUCUUCAUCAGGCACAACAGCACCAACUGCCUGCUGUUCUGUGGCAGGAUCUUGUCUCCAGGAGGGGUGCGCUCCCUGUGCACGCAAGCACUUCCCUCUUUUCCCCCACACCCCAUCCAAACUCCGUGAAGUUGGCUCAUUAGAAAAGCCAAGUGCAACCCUAGGGCAGAUUGGCACACAUCUGCACCACCUGUCAGCAUAGCGCACCACGUACGUGCUCUUCUCUGCCCACACUGCCACUGACUUUGCCAUUUGACCAGGAUCUCAGGACAGCAGAUCACCAUGUUCAAUGCAGGGUGCAGAACAGAUCCCGGAGUGGAGCCCGCAGUUUUCCUGGAAGGUCACAAACACCUCUCACACUCACUAUGUGAGCUUCUUACUGUGCUCACAGCGUGCCUCCUAGAACCUCCAACCCCGUCACACACGUGCCUUAACCGCACCUUGUACAUCGUAAUCCAUGCCACUGGAUAUUACUAUUCCUGUGACAGUUUUCAUGGUGACUGGACUUUUUAAAGAAGUGCACAGUUGAACUGUAUUUUGUUGGACAUUUACUGUUCACCAGGUCUGUGCAAAACACUGCAUUCGGCCGGGGACAUUCGCACUUCUUCAGCAGCUGCUCUUUAUGGUCUGUGCCCAGCUCACAGCUUUCAUGGCCAGGAGGUUGCACUCUUUAAUCGCUUCAGCCCUGUAGGGAUGAUGAGUUUAUUCAUGUGAUGUGAGUUCUCCAUCUCUAGCUGUAGCAGUUAAAUUCAUUCAACACUGAAAAUUUUUUUCAGACGUCAUCUUCUUCAAGGAAAUUUUUCUUUUCUCCAGAACCUGAUGUCUUUGAACUCAAACUGCAACCGUUCAUGGUGGGUGCUGUAUUUAUAAUCUUUUGUCCUCUUAGGAAGUCCCACACUUCGAAAGGAAUUACUGGGUUAUAUAGUAACUAUAGAGUCCCUGGGAUUCAGAUUCCAUCUCACCUAUCUGUGUGUCGCUUAUACUACAGUAAUAACUUCCUCAUCGUAUACAAGCUCUAAAUGCUUUCAGUGGUCAGAUAUCAGCAACUGCAUUGUGCUUCUUCAAGAUCUCAUUGUUUCUGACAUUCACAUAACAAAGUUAGCCGUCUUAGUGCAUUACAGUGUAUCAUGUAACCACCACCUUUAUCCAGUUCCAAGAAGUUUUCAUUGUCCCGAAAGGAAGCUGUGCCCACUAAGCAGGGAAUCCACAUUUGUUGCUCCCUGCAGCCCUGGGCAUCACCAUUCUGCUUUCUCUAUGUCGAUUUACCUACUCUGAACAUUUCAUAUAAACUGAAGCAUAUGUAUGACCGUU
Molecule: messenger RNA, 2944 nt
Organism: Chinchilla lanigera (long-tailed chinchilla)
Lineage: Eukaryota; Metazoa; Chordata; Mammalia; Rodentia; Chinchillidae
Product: serpin B9-like
Exons: 7
Coding region: 320-1762 (480 amino acids)
Biological process (GO): negative regulation of endopeptidase activity
Cellular component (GO): cytoplasm
Molecular function (GO): serine-type endopeptidase inhibitor activity
Source: RefSeq, a predicted model, not a curated record